This is a messenger RNA of Neurospora crassa OR74A, 3087 nucleotides long. RefSeq names its product heat shock protein 88 (gene hsp88). The transcript is spliced from 6 exons. Gene Ontology annotation, biological process: protein folding. Gene Ontology annotation, molecular function: ATP-dependent protein folding chaperone; ATP binding. Bases 393 to 2516 code for a protein of 707 amino acids. Gene Ontology annotation, cellular component: cytosol; nucleus. The record is from RefSeq and is a predicted model, not a curated record. NCBI's taxonomy places the organism in Eukaryota, Fungi, Ascomycota, Sordariomycetes, Sordariales, Sordariaceae.
CUUUGGCAAGCUUCCAGUUGGGGGUCCUCAAGGUCCCUGUAGCCCGAACGGAUACUUGUUGCCCGCCCACGCCGUGCCUGCUCUCUGAAGUCUCAGCGUCUCCAGUGCCGGUCGGGCAACAUUUUUCGCUGAUUUUUUUCCAGUCUCCAGUUUAGUUGCCGUGCUGUUGCAAGGCUCCACCUGUCCCGCUUCCUGCUGAGAGGGAAUCCACUUUUUGCGAUAAACUUCACGUCCAGUCUUGUUCUGCCUUCCACUCCUGUGACUUCAACGUUUGAACCUCUCCAUAUCCGCCCAUUCUUUGCCUGUCGACGUCUCCCUUGAUUGUCGCCAAACCUCCAUAUACCCCCCCAAGCAGACCUUCUUUGUUGUGUUCUUCAUAUCCAGCCGCCAAGAUGUCUGUCGUCGGUGUCGAUUUCGGCGCUCUUAAUACCGUCAUUGCUGUUGCCAGAAACCGCGGUGUCGAUGUCAUCACAAACGAAGUCUCCAACCGGGCUACUCCUUCGCUCGUUGGCUUUGGCCCCAAGAGCCGGUAUAUCGGUGAGCCCGCCAAGACCCAGGAGAUCUCCAACCUGAAGAACACCGUCGGCUGCCUCAAGCGCCUCGCCGGCCGCACUCUCGACGACCCCGAUGUCGCCAUUGAGCAGCAAUUCAUCUCCGCCACCUUGGUCGACGUCAAUGGCGAGGUCGGUGCCGAGGUCACCUACCUCGGCGAGAAGCGCAAGUUCUCCGCCACAGAGCUCAUCGCCAUGUUCAUGAGCAAGAUCAAGCAGACCACCCAGGCUGAGGUCAAGGUCGCCGUCCAGGAGCUUGUCUUGAGCGUCCCCGCCUGGUUCACCGACAAGCAGCGCAGGAGCAUCUUGGAUGCCGCCGAGAUUGCCGGUCUCCGUCCCCUCCGCCUCAUCAACGACACCACCGCUGCCGCUCUCGGCUGGGGCAUCACAAAACUCGACCUUCCCGGCCCCGAGGAGAAGCCCAGGAGAGUCGCCUUUGUCGAUGUCGGCUACUCCAACUACACGUGCUCCAUUGUCGAGUUCAAGAAGGGUGAGCUUUCCGUCAAGUCCACCGCCUGCGACCGUCACUUUGGCGGCCGCAACUUCGACAAGGCCCUGCUCGACCAUCUUCAUAAGGAGUUCCUGGGCAAGUACAAGAUCGACAUCUUCACCAACCCCAAGGCCGUCUGCCGUGUCCUCGCCGCUGCCGAGAAGCUCAAGAAGAUCCUUUCUGCCAACCAGCAGGCUCCUCUCAACAUCGAGUCCCUCAUGAACGACAUCGAUGUCCGCGCCAUGAUCACCCGCCAGGAGUUCGAGGCCAUGGUCGAGCCCCUCCUCGCCAAGGUCCACGUUCCCCUCGAGCAGGCCCUCGCCGACGCCAAGCUCACCAAGGACGAUAUCGACAUCAUCGAGGUCGUCGGUGGUGGCUCUCGUGUCCCCUCCGUCAAGGAGCGCAUCCAGGCUUUCUUCGGCAAGCAGCUUUCCUUCACCAUGAACCAGGAUGAGGCCAUUGCCCGUGGCUGCGCUUUCAGCUGCGCCAUCCUCUCCCCUGUCUUCAAGGUCCGCGACUUCCAGGUCCAGGACAUCAUCAACUACCCCAUCGAGUUCACCUGGGAGAAGGAUGCCGAUAUUCCCGAUGAGGACACCAGCCUCGUUGUCUUCAACAAGGGCAACGUCCUUCCUUCCACCAAGAUUCUUACCUUCUACCGCAAGCAGCCUUUCGAUCUCGAGGCCAGGUACACUAACCCCGAGGAGCUCCCCGGCAAGACGUCGCCUUUCAUUGGCCGCUUCUCCAUCAAGGGUGUUCAUGCCACCGAGGGUCCCGAGGACUUUAUGAUUUGCAAGCUCAAGGCUCGUAUCAACAUCCAUGGCAUCCUUAACGUUGAGAGCGCCUACUACGUCGAAGACCAGGAGGUCGAGGAGGAGGUCAAGGAUGAGAACGGUGAUGUUGUCAUGGAAGGCGACAAGCCCAAGACCCGCAAGGUCAAGAAGCAGGUCCGCAAGGGCGAGCUUCCUGUCGUCAGCGCCACCCCGUCCCUCGACCCCGCCGCCAAGAACGCCGCCAUUGAGAGGGAGCAGGCCAUGAUCAUGGAGGACAAGCUCGUUGCCGAUACCGAGGAGAAGAAGAACGAGCUCGAGACCUACAUCUACGACCUUCGCAACAAGCUCGACGACCAGUACGCUGACCUCGCCUCCGAGGAGGAGAAGGAGAAGAUCCGUGCUAAGCUCAUGGAGGUUGAGGACUGGCUCUACGAUGAGGGUGACGAUGCCACCAAGGCUGUCUACGUCGCCAAGAUCGAAGAGAUCCGCGCCCUCGCCGGCCCCGUCGUCCAGCGCUACUUCGACAAGGUUGAGGCCGAGAGGCAAGCUCUCCAGGAGAAGCUCGAGGCCGAGAAGGCGGCCAAGAAGGCUGAGGAGGAGGCCCGCAAGGCCAAGGAGGCUGCCGAGAAGGCCGCCCAAGAAGGUGCCAAGGACGACGAGAUGACCGAUGCCGACGCUCCGAAGCCUGUCGUCGAGGAGGCUUAGAAAGUUGUAGACUCGAAGCAGAAGCAGGAGGAAAACGCCAUGAAGUCGGAGUCGGACUCAGCGUCGGGGGCACCGACCCCCGCGUCGGAAGUCAGUGAUGUGAUGCUGUCAGAUCACGACGAGUCGCCCAGGCCUGCCGCGGAGUCGACGGAGGCCGAGAAGGCGAAUAAGAUUUACAUGAUGAAGGUGGAUUGAAAUGAGAUAAUGACAUGUUGUGCCUACUCCAAGAAGAGAAAAAGGCAAGCUUGUUGAUGAUGAAAGAAGAGAAAAGACCAGCAUACCCAACUACACAUACCCACUCAUACUUUCACAAACACAUCCAUAUUCACGUUCACGUUUACAUUAUGAUGUCAUAACCAAUUCAAUUUGGAACUUCACAGAGGCUUCUCAAGGUGUUCAUAUAGGUUUUAUGUGUGUUUUCUUUUUCUCUCUUGUUAUGAUGGCUGAUUUCACGCACUUUGAUGGGUAAGAAGGGGAGGAGGAAAAAGAUGGAAAUAAAAGUUUCUUUUUGAUACAGCUUUUUAUAGAAGGAAAAGAAUUUUCAAGACAUGCCCGUUUUAUGACCACUGCA